AUGUCCUCCUUGCUGAAAGUGGAUCAGGAGCUGAAGAAGAAGGUUGACUGCUUCCGAGAGAGAAUCACAAAUGAGGCUGAAGAUCUUGUUGCCACUUUUUUCCCAAAGAAAUUGUUAGAACUGGACAGCUUUCUGAAGGAGCCCAUGCUUAAUGUUCAAGACCUCACACAAAUACAUUCUGAAAUGAAUUUGCCAGUACCAGAUCCCAUUCUGCUGACUAACAGUCAUGACGGAUUGGAUGGUCCCAACCUUAAGAAGCGAAAACUGGAAGAUGGUGAUGAUCACUGCCCAGGCACCAAAGUUUUUGUGAUGCCCAAUGGAAUGUUGAAGAGUAAUGUACCUCUAGUUGAGAUCAUUGAAAAAGUGAAGCCGGAGAUCAGGUUACUCAUUGAGAAGUGCAAUACCGUAAAAAUGUGGGUUCAGCUUCUUAUUCCAAGGAUAGAAGAUGGCAAUAACUUUGGGGUGUCUAUCCAGGAAGAGACCGUGGCUGAGUUGCGAACAGUGGAGAGUGAAGCUGCAUCAUAUCUUGAUCAGAUUUCCAGAUAUUAUAUCACACGGGCCAAACUGGUUUCCAAAAUCGCAAAAUACCCUCAUGUGGAAGAUUAUCGACGUACUGUGACAGAAAUAGAUGAAAAAGAGUAUAUCAGCUUACGGCUAAUAAUAUCAGAGCUGAGAAACCAAUAUGUGACAUUACAUGACAUGAUCUUCAAAAACAUUGAGAAAAAUCAAAAGGCCCAGGAACAGUAAUGCUGAAACACUCUACUAA
Staurois parvus is the source of this 766-nucleotide messenger RNA. The record is from the annotation of a GenBank genome assembly. Lineage: Eukaryota; Metazoa; Chordata; Amphibia; Anura; Ranidae.